AACUUUUUCACUUGCCAUUCAUUCCCUAUUCCCUGCUGAAUCCCGUUUCCAACAGACCCUGAGCCCCAGAGCCCCAGAGCCCCGAGCCCCCGAGCGAGCCCAGAGCCUCCGGGUAGCGCCAAGGAUUGUCCCAAUUGGGUGCUCGUGGCGGUCUCCUCGUCGCUCGUCGUCGGUUUCAUCGGGCUGCUGGUGACAUUUGCUGCCACCAAACCCUUGGUUUCUUCUCCGCCUGUCGCUUCCCGGCCAUCCGAGGCCCUGCUCAUGACCAGGUUACAAGGUUGUCCGGCUUGCAUUCGAACGCUUCGCUGACAAGGGACCUGGAUCCUGGGACCUUGGACCUGGGAUGAUCCGGCACCGACCUCAGCCUUUUUUUCUUCUCUCCUGGCGACGAUUGUACCGUCAAAGUACUCCGUACACACACAUACACACACCGUCGCACAGCCAGCCAGCCUGACAAAACAGGCCAGUGUUGGUGAUUCUUGCCCGCCAGCCAACUGCACUCGCGUACAACGUCACUAGAUCCUUCUCUCGGACUUGGGUGCGAUCGAGACGGCAGUGCCACCCCACCCUAGCCUGGCAGAGGCCUGCCGGGGUACCGCGUCGAGCACACGCUCCUGACGCUGCUCCAACGCUGCUCCAUACCUACCUAGGUACCCAGGUAGGCACAUAGGUUCAUUUUUAGUGCAGCCUAGCCCACUGCCGCCCUUGUGGUUGCUGGCCAACGCCGACAAGAGCGAAGCGCAUUUCGCGACCUAUUCCAUUUGGGCUUGGCUCACGCUGGGAGGGAUUGUCCUCGUUCCGCGCCCCGGUGCAUCCGACACCUGCAGCUAGCAGGCCCAACUCCACGGCCUUUGCGGUACGCCCUGAGUACCGAGACUGUCUGCCUGCCCCAUCCAUCCAUCCAUCCAUCCAACCAUCCAUCCAAUUCACCCAUUCGCUACCCCUGGACUGGUCUGGCCUGCCUUUAUCCUGCCUGCAUUUGGCUUUGCAUACCAGCCCGCUCCAUCUCACCUAAGCUGCACUGGCGCUGCGCUGUGCUGCGCUGCGCUCCCAUUCCCAAUCCCAAUCCCACUCCCAUUCACUCCCUCCCUCGUUAUUCCCGCGUCCCUUUUUUCGAACCCUGCCUUGCCGAACUAGGAGACUGCGCCCAGAAAGAAGCUUCCCAGCCCGUCCGUCGACGGCUGCCCCCCCCCCCAAAUCCUACUUCUACCUACCCAGGCAGGUACUCCACAGGUCGCUCGGGCUCCAAAACUUCCCGGCCGUGCUCAUUUUCCCAACUCCCAACUCCCACCCACCUCCCCGACUCGGCUUUAACUCGAGUGGACUGCACCCACGAGCAGCGCCACCGCCCACCCACGCUCUUUCCGCCCACCCCGAUCGUUCCUCAACCUGUGCACCCGCCUUCCGACCCGUCUGCCAUUCCCCUCUUGAUCAUCAAGCUGGAAUCCGUUAGGUGACCAGAAACAUCGGCCAGGCGGACGAACAUCGGCGCCAACCCGGCCCAGCCUGGCGAGCGUUCAGGCGUGAUCGGGCCUGGCCCGCGACAGCCACACAAUGGCCCCAGACUCGCCAACAGAAGCUGGCGACGGCACAACAAGCAGUGGGAGCAAUAGCCCUGACAAGAGGAAAAUCGACAAGACCAAGAGGUCAAGAUGGGCGACGCGAAAGAUGACUGUCAAGAGCAGCAGCCUGAAGCGACUUUCCUUGAUUGGUCGACAAACGCUGAAAGCCUCGCACAACGAGAAGAAGAGGCAAUCUGGCGGCUCAGACGCCCUGCAGUCACAACAACCGGGCGGACAAAACGCAGACGACGGCGAGGAGGAGGAGGAGUCGCACGGCCCUGGGCCACGGCAGCUGUACUUCAACCAGCCCCUGCCGUCAAAUAUGGUGGAUGAGGAUGGCAGUCCUAUACAGCAGUUCACGCGAAACAAGAUCCGGACCGCAAAGUACACGCCGCUUUCGUUCUUACCAAAAAACCUGUGGUUCCAAUUCCAAAACAUUGCCAACAUCUUCUUUCUUUUCCUAGUAAUUCUCGUUAUCUUUCCUAUAUUCGGAGGCACUAAUCCUGGACUGAAUGCCGUACCACUAAUAUGCAUCGUUGCUAUCACCGCAAUAAAGGACGCCGUGGAAGACUACCGCCGGACCAUUCUCGACAAUGAUCUCAACAAUGCUCCCGUCCACCGCCUCUGCGGCUGGAAUAACCCCAAUGUGCUGGAAGACAACGUCUCAACGUGGAGGAGAAUCAAAAAGGCGAGCUCCAAGUUUUUCGGCAUGAUCUGGCAUACCAUUGAGCGACUGUGGAAGAAGGAGGACGAAGCGGCAAGGCAAAGGAGGGCCGGCAUCUACGAUAACAGCGACCCCCGCGCAUCAGUUGACACGAGGGUAACCCAUGGCGCUUCGACCGCGCGGCAAUCCUUUGUCUCCGCCACCGAAGAGAUCCAAAUGACACCUGUGGCCUCCCCAUUGCCCAUCCCCGAAAACAAUGGGCACUUGGACGUUCAGCGACCCGGAACCAGUUAUUCCUACGAAGGAGGCGCGGAGGCUAAGUUCGACGCCAUCAAGGGAGAUGUCAUUAAUCAUGAUCUCGCGGCAUCAGGGAAUGCUCGGUUCAAGAAGGACGCGUGGAAAAAUCUCGCAGUCGGCGACUUCGUGCGCUUGUACGGCGAUGACGAGCUCCCGGCGGAUAUUGUCAUUUUGUCAACCUCGGAUCCUGACGGCGCAUGCUACGUCGAGACGAAGAAUCUGGACGGCGAGACGAAUCUGAAGGUGCGCCAAGCUCUUCGCUGCGGUCGAUCCAUGAAGCACGCCAGGGAUUGUGAGAGAGCACAAUUCAUUAUCGACAGCGAGGCCCCGCAGGCCAACCUUUACAAGUACAACGGAGCAAUCAAAUGGCAACAAAAAGUGUCAGAUACCACUACCCAUGAUAUGUCGGAGCCGAUCACCAUCGACAACGUCUUGCUCCGUGGUUGCAAUUUGCGAAACACGGAGUGGGUACUCGGAGUGGUCCUCUUCACCGGCCACGACACCAAGAUCAUGAUGAACGCUGGCAUCACCCCCAGUAAGAGGGCAAGGAUUGCCCGAGAGCUCAACUUUAAUGUCGUUUGCAACUUUGUGAUCCUCUUCGUCAUGUGUCUCAUCGCGGCCCUCGUCAACGGCGCUGCUUGGGCUACAACGGACUCGUCACUGUACUACUUCGAUUUUGGUUCAAUCGGCUCAACGCCCUCCAUGACCGGGUUUAUCACCUUCUGGGCGGCUCUCAUCGUGUUCCAGAACUUGGUGCCGAUCUCGUUGUACAUUUCACUGGAAAUCGUGCGCACGCUCCAGGCCAUCUUCAUUUACUCGGAUGUGGAGAUGUACUACGAGAAGAUCGACGCACCUUGCGUCCCCAAGUCUUGGAACAUUUCGGAUGACGUGGGCCAGGUAGAAUACAUCUUUUCCGACAAGACGGGAACACUGACCCAAAACGUCAUGGAGUUCAAAAAGGCAACCAUCAACGGUCAACCAUAUGGCGAGGCCUACACCGAAGCGCAAGCUGGCAUGCAGAAGCGUCUCGGUGUUGACGUGGAAAAGGAAGGCACAAAAAUCCGAGAGGAGAUUGCCGCAGCCAAGGUGCAAGCACUCGACGGGCUUCGUCAGCUGCACCCAAACCCAUAUCUGCACGACGAUGAUCUCACCUUCAUCGCCCCUGAUUUCGUCGAAGACUUGUCCGGAAAGCAUGGUCCGGAGCAGAAGGAAGCAAACGAGGAGUUCAUGUUGGCACUCGCGCUGUGCCACACGGUGAUUGCAGAGAAGCAACCUGGUGACCCGCCCAAGAUGGAGUUCAAGGCUCAGUCGCCCGAUGAGGCUGCUCUGGUGGCCACCGCCCGAGAUAUGGGCUUCACUGUUCUUGGACAUACUGGAGACGGAAUCAACGUCAACGUCAUGGGCGAAGACCGACACUACCCCAUUCUUAACACCAUCGAAUUCAAUUCGAGCAGGAAACGGAUGAGCGCCAUUGUACGAUUACCGGAUGGCAGGAUCGUGCUAUAUUGCAAAGGCGCUGACAGCGUUAUCUAUUCUCGCCUCAAGCGAGGAGAGCAGCAAGAGUUGCGCAAAGAAACGGCAGACCACCUCGAGAUGUUUGCACGGGAAGGUCUUCGUACUCUGUGCAUCGCCAAACGUUACUUGACGGAGCAACAGUAUCAGACUUGGCUGAAGGAGCACCAGGUUGCCGCAGCCGCGCUUGAGGAUCGCGAAGAGAAACUCGAAGUCGUGGCGGAUCAGAUUGAGCAGGAGCUCACCCUUCUUGGAGGCACAGCUAUCGAAGAUCGACUACAAGACGGUGUGCCCGACACAAUCGCUCUGCUUGGUGACGCUGGUAUCAAGCUCUGGGUCUUGACGGGCGACAAGGUUGAGACUGCAAUCAACAUCGGAUUCUCUUGCAACCUCCUCAACAACGACAUGGAGUUGAUUCGGCUGCAAACCAUCGAGGACGAGUCGGGCCAAACCCCACCGGAGGAAUAUCUGCGCCAGGUCGAGACUGCACUUGACCAACACCUGAGCACUUUCGGAAUUACUGGUAGCGAUGAGGACCUCAAGGUGGCCCGACAAGAGCAUAAAGCACCACCUGGCACGCACGCGCUAGUAAUCGAUGGAUUCACCCUCAGAUGGGUGUUGGACAAGGAACUGAAACAAAAGUUCCUGUUGCUCUGCAAGAACUGCAAGUCGGUGCUGUGCUGUCGUGUCAGCCCUGCUCAGAAGGCUGCCGUAGUGUCCAUGGUCAAGACUGGACUGGAUGUCAUGACCCUGUCAAUUGGCGACGGUGCGAAUGAUGUUGCCAUGAUCCAAGAAGCCGACGUUGGUGUCGGCAUCGCCGGAGAAGAAGGCCGCCAGGCCGUGAUGUCUUCUGACUACGCCAUUGGCCAAUUUCGUUUCUUGUGCAGGCUUGUCCUGGUCCACGGUCGAUGGUCGUACAGACGUCUCGCCGAGACGAUCAGCAAUUUCUUCUACAAGAACAUGAUCUGGACGUUCAGUAUCUUCUGGUUUCAGGUGUUCUGCAACUUCGACAUCACCUACAUUUUUGACUACUCCUACAUCAUCUUGUUCAACCUCUUCUUCACCUCGGUGCCAGUCAUUCUCAUGGGAGUCCUGGACCAAGACGUGUCCGACACAGUCUCGCUCGCUGUUCCACAACUUUACCGCCGAGGUAUCGAGCGGCUGGAAUGGACUCAGCGAAAGUUCUGGCUCUACAUGUUGGAUGGUGUCUACCAGUCUGUCAUGGUCUUCUUCAUCCCGUACCUCACAGUGAUCAAUAGCAACUUUGUCACUCUCAACGGCCUCGAUGUCUCUGACAGACUUCGCCUCGGGUGCUACAUUGCCCACCCAGCUGUGCUCACAAUCAACCUGUACAUCCUCAUCAACACAUAUCGAUGGGACUGGAUCAUGCUCCUAGUGGUUACGAUCAGCGAUCUCUUCAUUUUCUUCUGGACUGGUGUAUUCACUUCGACGACGUACUCAGGGUCGUUCUAUAAUGCCGCCCCCCAAGUCUAUGCCGAAGUCACCUUCUGGGCAUGCUUUUUUAUCACUCCGGUCAUCUGUAUCGGCCCACGGUUCGCAAUAAAAGCCCUGCAAAAGGUCUAUUAUCCUUAUGAUGUGGAUAUUGUGCGCGAACAGGUCAAUCAGGGCAAAUUCGACCGUCUCAUCAAGCCCGAGACCGCAGACGAGGCUCAGGAUGGCUCUUCCUCUGGAUCAAGUCAGUCCUCAAAGAGGUCUUCGAAGAAAUCUAAACACAUGCAGUAUGGGAGCGUGGACGAGGACAAGCGGCCGAUCUAUCCACCUUCUGUGGCAACACACACGACACACAACACCCGUGCACAAAACGGCAGCGAUGGAACGAACUACACCGGACAUGAGAACUCUAUGGAUGUCCCGCCAACGUCAACUUCGGUCGAUGACCUGCCUGAUCCGACGCCCGUGAGGCCAUCCAUCGACCGAGCCAGGCCAUCCUAUGACAGGAUACGAGCAUCAAUGGACCGUGUAAGGCCGAGCUACACGCAAAGCAGCGACUUCACCUCCGCAGCCAGACUCAGUCGUGUUGAGUCAUCCCAGUCGGGUCACCACCAACUGAGCAACAGCCUGCUCAAUAGGACAAGACUGAGAGGAAUGUCCAUCAUCUCGAACAAAAGCAAACCAUAAUACCCAUCUAAUCACACUCCCUCACCACCCGUCACUGCGACCGUUGUAUUAUACAAGACGGCGAUUCCCACUCCCUUGCCACCUUGUUGAUAUCCCUACGAUGUUUCAAAUCAAUGCAUUUACGAUCUUCGCAUGAUCAGCGAUCUACGUGUUCUUUGCUUCGGCAGUCUGUUGAGAAUGCAAUGAACGGAACACCAAGUCCGUCCUCGGACAAUGCUUCCUCACAAGGCUUUGCUUCUCUUCAUUUCUGCCUCGUUGUCUAUUGCUGUUCCUUUCUUUUUUGUGGGGGGGUUGAUAAUUACGCGAUAGGCUGGUUUCUGGUCUGGCGUUUGGGAGCAUAUGCGGCCUGGGAUUCGUUUCCUGGAAGUUUCAAUGAGGAGGGGAGACAGUCGAGAAGGGGGAACCAAAUCAGGUGGGCAUGAGCCGUGCUACGAGGUCAACGCAACGAGCGAGAGGGGUUCGGAGACGCAAAGAGGAGAACUACGAAACAAACCCUGCAUCUAUAUACUUACUGAAAACUUCCUACCUAGUACUGGAGACCAAAGAACGGAGCCCUUGGUGAGGCCAGUGGUCGAGGGUGGGGGGGUG
Molecule: messenger RNA, 6762 nt
Organism: Diaporthe batatas
Lineage: Eukaryota; Fungi; Ascomycota; Sordariomycetes; Diaporthales; Diaporthaceae
Exons: 3
Coding region: 1555-6174 (1539 amino acids)
Biological process (GO): phospholipid translocation
Cellular component (GO): plasma membrane
Molecular function (GO): magnesium ion binding; ATP binding; ATP hydrolysis activity
Source: RefSeq, a predicted model, not a curated record